AUGCGUACACAGUACGUACUUGUCCUUGAACAUAAGAAGAUCACGUCGUUGUCGGAGUCGUGGCCCGGUGGCGAUGUCGUCGUCGUUGCCGAUGCCACGGCCAUUGGCAAUGCGUCUGCGGUAGAUGCUGAUGUGCACCACGCACCGGGUCUCGAGCCUAGAAAUAUCACAUCAUCGCCGCGACCAUCACCCGAAGUCAACGCCGUCGUCCUUGUUGCCGAUACCAUAUCCAUUGACGAGGUGUCUGUUGUCUGUGAUGCAUGCUAA
Colletotrichum orchidophilum is the source of this 267-nucleotide messenger RNA. RefSeq lists its product as uncharacterized. NCBI's taxonomy places the organism in Eukaryota, Fungi, Ascomycota, Sordariomycetes, Glomerellales, Glomerellaceae. The record is from RefSeq and is a predicted model, not a curated record. The transcript has a single exon. The coding region runs from base 1 to 267 and encodes 88 amino acids.